Molecule: messenger RNA, 774 nt
Organism: Menidia menidia (Atlantic silverside)
Lineage: Eukaryota; Metazoa; Chordata; Actinopteri; Atheriniformes; Atherinopsidae
Source: the annotation of a GenBank genome assembly
AUGCAAAAGCCAAAAAAUAACAAACUUGUUUCUGUCUCUUCGGCAGAGAUGGUGGAGUCGAUGAAGAAAGUGGCGGGCAUGGACGUGGAGCUCACAGUAGAGGAGAGGAACCUACUAUCAGUGGCCUACAAGAACGUGAUCGGAGCUCGAAGAGCCUCUUGGAGGAUAAUCAGCAGUAUUGAACAGCGGGAAGAAAGCAAGGGUGGGGAAGAGAAACUGAAGAUGAUCCGGGAAUACAGGCAAACGGUUGAGAAGGAGCUCAAGUCCAUCUGCGGUGACAUUCUGGACGCACUGGAACGGCACCUUCUCCCCUCUGCCGUCAUGGGAGAGUCGAAGGUCUUCUACAACAAAAUGAAGGGCGACUACCACCGGUACCUGGCCGAGUUUGCCACCGGCAACAACAGGAAGGAGGCGGCGGAGAACAGCCUGGUGGCGUACAAAACCGCCACCGACCUGGCCAUGACGGAGCUGCCGCCCACACACCCCAUCCGCCUCGGCCUCGCCCUCAACUUCUCCGUCUUCUACUACGAGAUCCUCAACUCGCCCGACCGCGCCUGCAGGCUGGCCAAGGCUGCGUUUGACGACGCCAUCGCAGAGCUGGACACACUGAGCGAAGAAAGCUACAAGGACUCCACACUCAUCAUGCAGUUGUUACGCGACAACCUGACAUUAUGGACUUCAGAUAUGCAGGGAGAAGGUGAGAAUCCCAGUCACUGGCUCUUGUUCUCCGUCCCCCCCCCCCUUUUAGAGGCUUUCUCUGACCCCAGCAGAUAA